AGGCAUCUCCAUCCGUCUUGCGGUGAGGUAUCUUCCACUUCUUUCCGCUAGUUUGGAGAGAACAGCGCGGAGCAGCAUACACACCAAGUAUCUAUCUAUAUAUGCAUAUCACACACACGCACACACACACACACACACACAUCUUCAAGCGUACAUCACCAUGUCAGGGCAGCUGCGGUCACCACCGCAAGAUGAUCGUGUUCGUCUCACCUACACCGCAAAGGAGGACGCUGGCCGCUAUGCUGUUGCCCAGCGUGCGAUUUCGCCUGGCGAGCUCGUGCUGACUGCCGCGCCGUACGGGCUGGUGAUGAACCCCAAAUUCUGCCCAAGCGCCCUCUACCUCUCCGCGCGGUGUACCUCGAGCGGCAGCAGCAGUGGUGCAGCGGCAGCCGCCAGCGGCGACGCUGCGGAAACCCCCAAAAACACAAGAGGCGGAAAAGUCCCUCAAAAGAAGAACGCAUCGAGGCACGGUGCGAAGAGCGAGACAGUAACCGAUGCAGGAGCUGCGUAUGCAGCACCUUACAAAGAUGCCUUGUAUGGAGACGGCAGCCAGCGCAACGGCAGCGGAGCCCCAGCCACCGCACCGUUGUUGCGCUGGUACACCACGCAGUCCACAUGGUGUGCCGUGUGCUUUCAACAAAUCCCCGCCGGGCGGUGGAUGUGCAAUCGAGGCAGUCUGGCGGAGCUCGCGGUGGACGUGAGCGAGGAGCAGGAGGAGAUGGGGCGGCAACUGCACCUCGCUGCAGCGCAGACGGCGACGAAGUACCAAGAAGAGGGAGAGGGAGAAGGCGCAGCGGCCGCUGUUCUCGGAGACGCCGCGGCAGACGAAGAGGAGUUCGACGUCCACCACGCUGCUGCUGCUGCGGCCGCUCUGCGCAAGCUGAAAAAGCCCACGAAGUCUGCACGAACUCGCAAAGACGGUGCAGUGGAGCUGAAGCAAAAGUUGCUGGAGAAGGCGCUUGCCCAGCGAGAGGAAAUCUUUUACGAGCGCCGUCUGCAGCGACGCGCCCGCACCGAGCACGGCUGCCCAGCAGUUCGGCUGGAAGGCUGGGCGGCCCGCAAGCAGGGGGACGGAAGUGCAGACGCAUCCACCUCGCUCUUUGCAGGGGCCAUGUCUGGAUGCUCUGGCUGUGGCGUGCUGUGCUACUGCUCUGAGUACUGCUGGCGUGCGCACCACGCGCAGCACGUGGAGAGUGGCGAGUGUGCCGUUCUGCGUGGACUCUACCCGCGUCUCAUGUCAGAGUACUACUCGACUGGUGUAGGGGCGGGUAGAGGAGCAGGUCUGUCCACUGUCACCGUCUCCGGUACUGUCCUCUUGCCCGGCGAUGAACCUCUGCACUGGGCUCGCUCGUCGAGUGAGCAGAAGAUGCUCGAGUUCCAGUCGUUGCUGUUCAGCGCGGUGAUGCUGACUCGGGCGUGCCGCGACGGAUAUGCGGCGCACUUAAAGGGUGGCGACUCCACGGGUGAUGUGGAGGAUAGCACUGUUGAUGCGACUGUGGCGACAGAGACAACGGAGGCUGCGAUGAGUGUGGAUGCGUCGUCACCAGCCGCCGCGCUGCAGCCAGCGGGAAAUCGUUCUGUGCCUGACUGUGGUGCUGCCGUAGAUGCGGAUGCCCUGCCGAGCACCUCUCCAUUGCCCAGCGUGUCGAACACGGUGGACUCUGUGGUGGUUCCGAAGGAGGUGCUAACGAUUCUCGACGUGCGCCGCAGGGCGGGCCUGACGGGCAUGGUGGAGGUGCUAGACAGCGACCCGGCUCUCCGCCAGCAUGCGACAGACGGCGAUGCCCACUCUGCGCCGAUGGAGUGUGUGACGUACAUCGACACGGUUGAGACGGGCAGUAACGAUGUGACAUUACCUUCUCUAGACGGUGUUGGCCGCACGCCAUUCACCUCCGAACUGUACGUGCGUCGUCCUCGCUAUGCGGAUAUGGCACAGAUGGAGACGAACCUCUCCGUCAUCUCCAAAACACGACGCAGCAACUAUCAACGCUACUACCGCGUCUUCACGAAGCGCGUGCUGCCUGUCCUGCAGCUACUCAACCUGGAUACGAGCCCGAAGGCGAGGAGCGAAGAUGACUUUCCCACUACUACUACGAUCACUGCCGAUGUGACGCGUCGGUUGUGCGUGUCGGAGGCGUACUUUGUGCGACUGUGCGCCGCGGUGCAGUGUAACAGCUUCGGUAUCUACGACACCGACGACAGCUGCAUAGCCUUUGGCGUCUAUCCCGAGGCGUCCUACUUCAAUCACUCCUGUGUGCCGAACAUCUGCCGUGUCAUGCACCAUGGCGGGCGUGUCAUGGCCUUCUACGCGCUGCGCUCCAUCGCGGCAGGCGCACCGCUCACGAUCAGCUACACCGACGUGGAGCAGCAGAACUCUGCGGAGCGCCGACGCAACCUGCUCGAGACCUACCGAUUCUUUUGCACGUGCGAGCGUUGCAGCGGACACGCGGAGGGCCCUACGAUGGCGGUGGCGCGUUCCACUGGGUGUCACACGACGCAUAGCAACAACGGUAGCACAGACAUUACAUCCUCUGGUGCGCUAAAGAAUCAUGGUGUGCCAGUCGUUGCCGUCCCUUCAUCACUGUUCGAGAAACCGUUGCUGCUCUGCACCCGCUGCGCCAUUCGCGGGUACCUGCGGCCCUUCCGACCCACCCGAUCUGCUGACGCGGCGGCGCGAGAGGCGGCGACGUGGAGCAUGGCGGAGGUCGUAGGGCGUGAGUGUACGGUGUGUCACUGCCGCGUAGUGCGCGAGCCUGUGAAAGCGACGUGA
Leptomonas pyrrhocoris is the source of this 2770-nucleotide messenger RNA. RefSeq lists its product as hypothetical. The transcript has a single exon. Lineage: Eukaryota; Euglenozoa; Kinetoplastea; Trypanosomatida; Trypanosomatidae. The coding region runs from base 161 to 2770 and encodes 869 amino acids. The record is from RefSeq and is a predicted model, not a curated record. Gene Ontology annotation, cellular component: nucleus. Gene Ontology annotation, molecular function: protein binding.